Messenger RNA from Oryctolagus cuniculus (rabbit), 3504 nucleotides. Lineage: Eukaryota; Metazoa; Chordata; Mammalia; Lagomorpha; Leporidae. The record is from RefSeq and is a predicted model, not a curated record.
AGGUGUUUCCACACCCAAUUUUAAUUUCACUAGUCAUAUAGCAAUGUUCUGAUUAUGAGGUCUGUAUUCUUAAGUAAUUGUAUAUUUUGUUAAAACAGAUUUUGAGGUCAUAAUCAAUGCCAUUGCUGUGCCUGCCAGCUGGCUACUCUUCAGUUUGGCAAGACUUCAAGGGGAUUAUAAGAGGAUAAGAGAAUGGAGCAUUUUGUAAGGGAAUGAAGGAGAAAAGAAUCAAAACUUUACGUAGAGCUAAAGCGAUAGAAAUUCCCACCUUUCAGAAAUUGGAGUACUAUAUAACUAACUGCACAGUGUUAUUAGAACACAAAUUUAAUAAGUUUAAAAUAAACCUAUAGGAGUAGACGUAAGGAUAAAAUGGAAAGGUAAAGUUGCCUCAGACACUUAAAAAAAAAAAAGUAAAAGUGAAUUUAACACGGCAUUGGUGAGGCCUUGUUUAUUCCCCCUAGGAACGUCAUUUGGAAAACCCAGCGCCUUGAGGACCCUUUAGGAGCCAGGACUGGAAGCUGCGGAACCAAAGGCAGCCAGUCCUUGGUUGCAGGGGCGGACGUGAGCCCAGUCUGUCCGUCCGCAAGUUUCCCCCCGGGCUGGGACCUGGACGUGCUGCAGAUUCAGGUUCUCCGGCGUCGCAGUGGGGGUCGCUGGCCCGAGGUAAAGGGCGACUGAGAACUCUCCGUGCCCCAGGUGAGGAGAAGGAGCCCAAGUCCCCGCGGCUCUGAGGGAGCCGAUACACCUUUAGGAGUACACCCCGGGGGUGGCCCAGCUAGUACUCCGGGAAAGAACACGCCCCUUUCCCACCCGCUUUCCUCCACACGCCUUCUACCUGGGUUUUGAAGUUUCCCGACAGUUUUCCUUCCUCAGAGGACAGUUCUUAGGCAAAAGCGCGUGUUCUUCCUUUGCCUUAGAACCUCUUUCACUUUCUGUGCGUUCCCGCGCCCGUCUCCAGGUCGCAUUUUUGUGGUUAAGAAUUACAUUUUCAGACAGGGUUUCCCUGCAGAGGAAAUUGAACUGCAGUUAUGGUAAUUGUUAGCACGCUUGAGGAAGUCGUCUUCACAGAUACCCUUCACCUGUUUGCCCGGAGUAAACAGAGUAAACGGGCCAAUUGUGUAGUCUCAACAAGCUAAAACUGAAUCUGGCUAGUAGACAAAAGUUAAAGGACUUACCUAGAACACCGCGGGGCCCACCCUAGAUAGCUGACUGCUGCCUUCCUAUGACCAGAGGGAAUUUAAUCGGAAAUCCUUUAGGUGGCUGCCUCUCGGAAGACAGCUGGGGGCUUUGGGUUGUCUGGUAGGAGACCCGGCUGCUGGACAGGGAAAAGAACUUCGUUUAGAGCUUUCUUCCCGUUUUGAGAUUCGUUGACCUACAUACAGAAUGCUUCGGUACUCAUAUUUUUGUAGAAUAUGUAAAGAAUUUCCUUCAUGCUGGUUGGAAUUUGGCAUGCUUAAUUUAGGUGUCUGGCCAAAAAAAAUACACAGUACAGCAGAAGUACAUAAUGACUAUGAAGCCCAGGGACAAUCAGAUCAAACUGGAGCUCAGGAGUUGCACAAAUCUCAAGAUAGAGAUUCUGAAGCUAUGACUGAAUUACACAUUCCAGUAAUGGUGGAUGAAGUUGUCCGUUGUUUGGCACCACAGAAAGGGCAGGUUUUUCUAGAUAUGACAUUUGGUUCAGGAGGACACUCAAGAGCCAUACUACAGAAAGAGUCAGAUAUUACUCUAUAUGCCUUAGACAGAGACCCAACAGCUUACGCAAUAGCUGAACAGCUUUCAGACUUAUAUCCUAAACAAAUCCGAGCCAUGUUAGGCCAAUUCAGCCAAGCAGAAGCCUUAUUAACGAAAGCUGGAGUACAGCCAGGGACUUUUGAUGGAGUUCUUCUGGAUCUUGGUUGUUCCUCCAUGCAACUUGAUGCUCCUGAAAGAGGUUUUUCCAUUCGGAAGGAUGGUCCAUUAGACAUGAGGAUGGAUGGUGGCAGGUACCCUGACAUGCCCACCGCUGCUGAUGUUGUGAAUGCUUUAGAUCAACAGGCACUUGCAUCCAUCCUCAGGACAUACGGGGAGGAAAAGCACGCCAAGAAAAUCGCUUCAGCAAUCGUUCAGGCACGUAGCAUCUACCCCAUCACCAGAACCCAGCAGCUUGCCAGCAUCGUUGCAGGUGCAUUUCCUCCCUCUGCUAUUUAUGCACGAAAAGACUUGCUACAGCGAUCUACCCAUAUUGCUACCAAGACUUUCCAGGCUCUUCGCAUAUUUGUGAACAAUGAGCUCAAUGAACUCUAUACAGGACUAAAGACAGCACAGAAGUUUCUGAGACCUGGUGGACGACUUGUUGCCCUCUCUUUCCAUUCACUAGAAGAUCGCAUAGUCAAACGAUUUUUGCUUGGGAUAAGCAUGACAGAAAGGUUUAACUUAAGUGUUAGACAGAAGGUGGUACAGGCCUCACAAUUGAGUUCAGGUCCUGAGAACAAGGAAGAAGUCUCUGCAGGAAGAGCUCCUUUAAUGUGGGAAUUGAUAAACAAGAAGGUACUUACUCCAGAAGAUCAAGAUGUACAAGAAAACCCCAGAGGACGCUCAGCCAAGCUUAGAGCAGCUAUCAAAUUAUGAGGAAGUGACCAUCACCUGAUCUUCAAACUUUAGUUUCUCUUCAUUUCUUUAUGUGAUAUUCCAAAACAGCUUGUGAUAGCUUAAAGUGUGAGAUAGUUUUGAAAUCGAUGGCAUUUAGCAUUAUUAUUUUUAUCAGAAAUGAAUUUAAGAAAUAGGAGCAUGACACAGGAAAUUCAACACAACAUAUCUCAAGGCUGGAAAAUGUGUUUAUAUUAUGUAUGAUUUUUUUUCUAUGACCGGGAAGUUAGAAAAAGCAACUACUACUGUCGUGUCUAUCUAAAAACAUAAACUGAAAUUAUCAAGAGAGAAACUAUUAUAAUCAUAUUUGCAUGCCCUAAAUUCUGAAUUUAAAUGGUCAGAUUUGCAAUAGACUUUUUAUAGCUAAAAUAGUGAUGAUCAUUGAAUUAAUUUCAAUUUUCCUACUUCUGAAUAAUUAAUCACUAUAGUUUUUUUAGCUGUAGGCCUUAUACAAGUUUGAAAAUUUCAAAUAUUUGGACUGGUAUUUUGACGUAGUUUAUAAAGUCGCACUGCAAUGCCAGCAUUCCAUACCUAUGCCAGUUCAACUCCCAGCUGCUCCACUUCUUAUCCAGCUGCCUGCUAAUGGCCUGGGAAAAGCAACAGAAGAUUGCCCAAGUGCAGACAAUUGUUUCACUGAAGUCUAUUUAAUUUUAAUUUUAAUUGUGCCCAUUUUAAAAAUAGCCCAAGAGCAGCCUUUUUUUUUUUUUUUUUUUAAUUUUUUGACAGGCAGAGUGGACAGUGAGAGAGAGAGACAGAGCGAAAGGUCUUCCUUUGCCGUUGGUUCACCCUCCAAUGGCCGCCGCAGCCGGCGCACUGCGGCCGGCGCACCGCGCUGAUCCGAUGGCAGGAGCCAGGAGCCAGGGGCUUUUUCCUGGCCUC